AUGGCCCCAUGGAGCCGAGAGGCAGUGCUGAAUCUCUAUCGGGCUCUGUUGCGCCAAGGCCGAGAGCUUCGCUACACUGAUCGAGACUUCUAUCUUUCUACCAUCCGCCGUGAGUUCCGGAAGAAUCAGAAGCUAGAGGAUCCUGAGGCCCGGGAGAGGCAGUUGGAGAAGGGCCUGGUCUUUCUUCACAGCAAACUGGGAGGGAUUAUUUAG
Messenger RNA from Nycticebus coucang (slow loris), 213 nucleotides. Its product is annotated as MIEF1 upstream open reading frame protein. The coding region runs from base 1 to 213 and encodes 70 amino acids. The record is from RefSeq and is a predicted model, not a curated record. Lineage: Eukaryota; Metazoa; Chordata; Mammalia; Primates; Lorisidae. The transcript has a single exon.